CAGCCGGGGAUGAGGGAUCGUAUAAACACGUCGCGUGGAGGACGUGGUGGGGGCUUAUUUACUCGGCGUUCGAGCCAUGCUGGAUCGACCGAUCGUCGACGAAACGGCGAACGCCAGUCCGCGAGUGACACUUGCCGUGAUCGCGCGAUCCUCUUGAGUGAACUGGUGCGCCCUCUGAUUUCUGCUCCGACGUGGAAUUACGACGUGUCGAACUCGUGUGUCGUAUGUGUUGAUCAGUGUUCCCUAUUGUUCGGAGACUUGUAUCUGCGCGUAGCUACGUAGAUUCGCGGAUCGAUUUAAAUAGAUCAUCUUUUCGGAGGCUUCUACGCGGUUGGAUCUGUGUAGAUCUUUCGUAUUUCCGAUAUCGAUAUUAAAUUAAUCGAAUCGUCGUCGACGUGGACGUUAGCGUGUGUGUCACGGAUUUCCAUCGGUGCAAUUCGGUGGGUCGCGAACACGUGGACCGCGCUGACUGACAUGGAACAUUGCUCGACGGGCAAGAUCAGGUACCAAGCCAGAGCGCGUGGAUCGAUAGCUGCGAUCGUCGUCGAUCUUCAGUCGGUGCGCGUGGCUCGUUGAGUGGCAGAUCGCUUCGGGCCAGCGGUCCUCGGGGAUCUAAUGGCACCCGACCUUGAGAAAAAGCGGCAGGAACUCAGGAGGACCGGCAGCGGUAACUUAGAAUCGGGCCACGAACACUUUCAGAUGCUCCUCCAGCUCCAGUGCGCCGGAAAUGCGUUGACCGAGCACUAUCGACAUGGUAACAAUGCAGGAGGAAGGUCGUCAGCGGUGACAGGAUCGGUUCAAAGGAGCACCGUCACUUCGAGUAACCGCGCCCACUCCGCCACCAGGAGGAUCAGUCAUCAGCAACGUCAGCAACAACAGCAACAACAGCCAAGGAUACCCUUGGGACCCUUACGAAACUCGGAUGAUCACGUGUCGAGGGCCAACUCGGCACAGGACGUUUGCGACAACUCGAACGACUCGGGGCUUGGCUUCGAGGAACGACAGCAACACCUCACCACCGCAAACGCUUGGAACGGCGCCGGUGAGGAGGACUCGAAGAGGAGAAAGAUGGACAUCAAGCUCGAGUCCGAGGACGCGAACUUCGCCUUCCCCGAGGUUGCGAACAACACGAGCCCCGACAGCAAAACGUCCAGCAGGAGAACGUCGAACGGUAUAGGGUUGGCCACCAUCUCCAGCAGCAGGAACGGGACCGCUGGAAGAGUCGUCGACGGGCCCAGAUCUCGUCCAGGCAUGGGUGUCCUCAGCAAGAGGCCGCCCACGGCUCACCAUGGACCCAUCACUCUCACCUCGCAACUAUGUAGCGCUUCCGCGGAUGGUAAGGCCCAGUUGCAGAUCAUCUGCCAGCCAGAGCAGCAGCAUCGGGCUCGUUACCAGACUGAAGGUUCCAGGGGAGCGGUGAAGGAUCGCACAGGAAACGGAUUUCCAAUUGUUCGUCUGGUCGGCUACGACAAACCUGCGACACUUCAAGUUUUCAUUGGCACGGACCUCGGUCGUGUCGCGCCCCAUAUGUUCUACCAGGCCUGUCGCGUGAGCGGCAAGAACUCGACGCCGUGCGUCGAGCGGAAAAUCGACGGCACCAUCGUCAUCGAGGUGGACAUGGACCCGUCGAAGGACAUGCUGGUUACUUGCGACUGCGUGGGGAUUCUCAAGGAACGCAACGUAGACGUGGAGCACAGAUUUCCGCAGGAGGCUGGUAUCCUUCAAGGUCGCAGUAAAAAAAAGUCGACGCGUUGUCGCAUGGUCUUCCGCACGGCCCUCACGCACCCUGAUGGCACCACGGAGACUUUGCAAGUCUGCUCUCAGCCAAUUGUUUGCACUCAACCACCUGGUAUUCCGGAGAUCUGUAAAAAAUCACUCACGUCUUGUCCAUGCACCGGAGGAUUGGAACUGUUCAUUCUCGGGAAGAACUUUCUCAAAGACACUCGCGUGGUGUUCCAAUUAGACAACGACGACCUAUCGAGUAGCUUAGAACCGCACUGGGAGUGCGCGGUCUUACCCGACAAAGAGUUCCUGCAACAAACGCAUCUGGUGUGCGUCGUACCCGCCUACAGACGGCAAGAUCUGGCCCCCUCGGAAACGGUCUGCGUAAAAUUAUACGCGGUGUCUUCUGGCAAAACCAGCGAACCCCACACGUUCCUCUAUACCGCUGUGUCCACGCCACCCGAGCCAUCGAUCGGCAAAGUCGAGCCCAUAAGUCCACCUCUUUCCACAACGAGCGGCGAAACUACCCUCGCGACGUCCCCUGCAGCUGUGUCUCUGAACACGGGUGUAGCAGCGAACACUCUAAUGACCCAAGCAGCCGCGGGAGGACCGAGCUUCCUGUCCACCAUGCAACCGCAACAACAACCAUCUCAAACGACAGAGACUCUUAAGAGCGAUCCGAGUCCGCCACCGGUAACAGCGUCUUCUCAAGUAUCGUCGGUUAUGAUGUGGACCACUCAGAGUUCGAAUUGCCAGAAUUCACCGCCCGACGUAAUGAUGCCUCCGCCAGCGUUGGUAGCGAAUCCAAUUCUGAACCGUAGAUCUUCGUCGAACCUUCAACUGAUCAUGCCGGACAACUUGAAGACAGAGGUGAUAGACGAGAAUAGCGAGAACAGUAUGAUCAGCGAGAACAGCAUGCAGAGCAUACCUACUCCGACUGCGAGUGGCUCGACAGGCACGAGUCCGCUGCAGCAGCUGGUUACCGAGAACUCGAGAGAAACGUCCCAGGCUAACAUGAUCAGAUCGGUGCCAGUCACUUCGAACGGCUCCCCUGUCCAGGAAGCGGUGAAUCUCCUCGGGGUUGUCGACAUGAUGCGGAAUCAGCAUUCGUUGUCGAUGGUGACGGCGCAUCAGACCACCUACGGAGGUAUGCACGAAUCGUCUCAAGUCAAAGUUCUAAGUCCUCACCAUAUCAACAAAGACACUAACCCGAUAUUGACGACAGAAGGCAGCCCUAACGGAAGUCUUCAGGGUGGCGGUGUCGUUGAUCUUCGUAUGAAACACCAUCAGUCGGAGUUUGGUGCUCUGUCGAACUUCGCCUCGUCGCCUAACGGGCCAGCGUUGCCCGCGCAGACUAAUCAUAGCCUGGAGAAAUACCUGAACGAUAUCGAAUCUAACGUUAAAGAGGUCGAGGAUCAAGAGAACGGCUACGUGGCCAAUAUACAGCAACGAGCUUCCAUUAUCGCGACAGGACGACAGCCACAGCAAGGACAAUCUUCCAGCAUGAUGGCACCUGCAACUCCAGGCGUAAAGUUGGACACUCUCGUUAAUUCCGGGGCGGAAACCCAUCAGAUGGUGUCACCCCUUCGUACCGUGAACCCCAAUAGCAGCACCAUGAUGACACACGUGAACCCGGUUAGCGAUCACGAAACGAUACCGAGUCCCCAACAAACUAGAACUAGCCCGACCAUCCCUGUAAAGACUAUGCUUCUCGAAGCGUUGAUGCCGCCCCAAACCGUUCAGCCUAUGACGUCGAACGUAGCGCCAUCCGUCUCGCCUCCCGCAUCGGUGGUGCAAGAGCAGACUGCUGGUGACAAUUUACUCACAACCAUCAACGCUGCCCUGAUGCCGUCGAUGCAAGAGCCGCCAGUCACAGCGACAUGUACGUCGAACGCUACAGUUACGGUUCCGGCCCAUAAUUCGUUGCAAGUAACGAACGAGACAAUGUCAACAGCGGCUGAUCACAUUCCCCAAAUUCAAGGACUCAUUCAGUCGGACGUUGUGGCGAUGCAACAAGUCCAGCAAGUGGAGCAGGUUGUCGCGCAGGCACAGCAGCAAGUCGAACAGGUUGUCGCCCAGGCGCAGCAGCAAGCCGUACAAGCUGUUCAACAAGCUCAACAGCAAGUAGUACAGCACGUGGUGCAACAUGCGCAGGUUGUUCAGCAGGCUGUGCAACAGGUGCAAGCGGUGCAACAGGUUCAAGCCGUGCCAGCAGUACAGCAGGCUGUACAACAAGCCACCCAGGAGGCAGUGCAGCAAGCGGUGCAACAGGCAACUCAGGAGGUGGUGCAGCAGGUCCAAGCUGUACAGCAAGCGGUGCAGCAAGCGCAAGCUGCGCAAGCUAUGCAACAGGCGGUGCAGCAGGACAUAGGUUCCAUGUUGAAUCAGCCUGCUGGCUUUGUCGCCGAGGCUAGCUCUGCCCUCGCAAGCGGAGCAGCGCAGGAGCCAUCGCAGCAGCGAUUGACGACUGCCGCGGAACAAGCGAUCAAUAAUGUAAUUACAAAUGCCACUCAGGAUAUUAUCAACAAUCGACCUAUCACAACAACAACGGCACACGCAAUCAUCGCAACGAAGAAUAUAUUGAACAGCGUGGCUACUCAAAGCGCGCAGUUAAUGAACAGUGCUAUGGAAGGUAUUUUGCCUAAAUCUCCUCCUAGCCAGAACAACAUCGUCGAACAAGUCACGAGCAAGUCACCGCCGGUUGCUCUACCCGUGACACCCAACAGACAGAACGUAAACGCACCUAUAGCGAACGCGUCUGGCAACGCGGGUGGAACGACGAUUAGGAAGCAAGAGGACGGUAUGCUGCCUCAGGAGCUUACUUCGAUGUCGGAGCACGAUCUUUUGAGCUACAUAAAUCCCAGCUGUUUCGAUCAAAGCGGUUUUCUUAUGUAGUGGCGCCGCAUUCUUGUCGUUAAAAAUAAAACUGUACAUUGUAUUCGAGACGAUCGGAUACGAAACGAAUUCACUAAUUCCAGCCAGUUGAGUACGAGAAGUGUAUAUCCUGGGCUCGGUACGAAUUCUAUAUCUGUGCCACAUUGUCGUUUCAGACUUUGUAUGUGAUAGAAAUGAAAAUCCGCUUUUGUACGACGAAUAAUGGACGAAGUUUGCACCAUCUUUCUAACGAAACGAAAACUAUUAUCAUGUUAAGUAAGACGGGCGCACGAGAGCGCGACAAUUAGGGUUUUCCUUUAUUCUUCCUCUUUUUCUACGAGUUGUCGAUUGUGAUAAUUCAUUUUAUUUAUCUCUAUCAAUGCCUCUUGCGCAUCCAGGUGCCUUUUCCCCUAUUGUAAAGUAUCUCGAAUUGGUCUUUCUCUCGCAGUCAAGGAGCAUCGUGAAUACGAGAUUGCGUGUGUAUGUGUCCUAAUAAUCGACAAUGUGCUGACCCCACUCAACUCUAAGUGGAGCCACGGAAUUGAGUGUAGCAAAAGUUACGUUUCGCUGUACCUUAAAAGUAGACUAUCCUGCGGUUCAUCGAUACAUCCGUUCUUUUUGACUUGAUUUCAUUCUAACAAAUGGAUCAUCUUGUUGUUUGACGUCGUUUCUAUUAUAUUUCUAAGUAUAAUAUAUUUCGUAUGUUGUUUAAUAAUUGAAUCUUUUUGUUGCUAAUUAAUACCAAUAAUAGAAUAUUAUGUGAUUGCGUUGAUGAUGUUAUCGAUAACUAAUAGACAAACGACAGAGAGAUUAUAUUAUAUGUCGGUAUGAAGAAUAAUUAUUAUAGAAGUAUAUAUCAUUGAGAUAUAUAUAAUAUAUAUUUUACGUUUACCCAAAGAGAGAAGCAGAUGAUCGGACAAAGUGAGCUUAUUAAAAAUAUAACGAAGUCUAUAUUAUAUAUUGUAACAAGUUACGCAAGGGUUCUCCCUUUUGUUCAAGAUGAGGGGUGCUAUGUACCGCGUGUACGAAUACUCGCCAACAUUAUUUAGUAGGAGACAGAUUUUAUAAUAAAAUAUUGAAACAUUUAUUGUCGUGAUAUGUCUUUGUAGCAAAAUAUAUACAUAUAUAUUUUAUAUCGAGCAUCUGUUACGUGUCACGUGUUUUAAAGGGUCGUUAAAAAUAAGAGCAUGAAUGCUACAUUAAUGAAAUAAACAAAUCAUUGUACUACGUGGUAUGUACUUCGUGAAAUUAUUUGUAACAUUUACUGUACACUGUACGCACAUCUGUAGCGUUAUCAGCUUAAACAUUGAAAACGAAAAUCAUGAGCAUGUAUUAUCAUUUUACUUCUGUAAGUUGAAUAAAUGUUUCACAGCA
Hylaeus anthracinus is the source of this 5970-nucleotide messenger RNA. It is a transcript of the gene NFAT, whose product is annotated as nuclear factor of activated T-cells 5-like. Gene Ontology annotation, molecular function: RNA polymerase II cis-regulatory region sequence-specific DNA binding; DNA-binding transcription factor activity, RNA polymerase II-specific; transcription factor binding. The transcript has 6 exons. The record is from RefSeq and is a predicted model, not a curated record. NCBI's taxonomy places the organism in Eukaryota, Metazoa, Arthropoda, Insecta, Hymenoptera, Colletidae. Gene Ontology annotation, cellular component: transcription regulator complex. Gene Ontology annotation, biological process: regulation of transcription by RNA polymerase II. The coding region runs from base 616 to 4617 and encodes 1333 amino acids.